AUGGCAUUGCGUGCCGCCACACUCUUUACUUCUGCAGCUGCGCUGGUCGCCGCAGCAGACCCAACAUUGAAGCUCAAGACUUAUAUCGAUUCUCUCAAGCUUGAAGGCGACUUCGACCCUGUCAUCGAAGCGUACUGGACCGGCCUCGCCCAUCACCGCAGAAGUCCCUUCGCUGUGUCACCGGAUGGCAAAACGGGAUAUCUCGCCUACCUGAGCAGCAGCGGUAGUGGUGUGCAAGUUCAACAUGUUGAUCUGACGACCUUCGCUGGAACCGGUUCGUCUGUCACCAUCGACAAUGUCAAGGAAGCUGGUGGACUUGUCGGACACAAUGAUGGAUUCGCCCUUCUUGGUAACGAGCCGCUUGCAAACAACGUCCAGAAUGCACCACCAGACGGGACCCCAGUUCCAGCUAUCUACAGGUAUACCAACGGCGAGCAGACUUUCAAGACCUUCGUCGCUGGACCAGGUGUUCACGAGCGAGAUGGACUUUCCAUGUCUCCAGAUAUGAACGGAGACCUGGUCUGGUCGGAGGAGGCGCAGCUUUACGGUGCCUACUUUGUGAUCACGAACUACGAAGGCGACGCUACAGGCCACUUCGGCGACAGCAUCCAAUAUGUCAACUCCAAUGGUACGCUCGAAGUUAUCGAAGGAGCGUCCAGCUCAUGGGGCUGCUCUCACAACACCGGUAUCGCGUUCGAAGCCGCCGAUGAAGCUCCAUUCGCCAGCAUCUGCGCUGAGGACCAAGGCGCCAUCUGGCUCAACACCAAGGGCCAAGGAAUGUCCACCAUCGGCACCAAGAUCUCCAACGAGAAAGUCAUCAACGGCGCAUGCAAUGAGGCCAUGGGUGGCAUGUCUGGCUCGUACUCCUCCCUCGCUCGCUUCAUCAACAGCACCUCGUACGCCUUCACUUGGGUCUCCCGUGGCGCAGUUGAGCUCGUCGCCAACGAAUGGAUGGGCGAUGGCUACACCUCCGCCAAGAACCGCACCAACGGGCGCCGUGUUGCUAUCUCCGUCUUGUCGGACAAGUUGACCACCCCAGCAGCCUCCUCUGAGGUUGGUGCCGUCGGAGACUCCCAGGUCAAUUGGAUCACACCUGAAAUUGGCCCUGAUCGCAGCAACGCGCAUGUCGCAGCUUUCGACUCUGAAUACGCGCUUGUGACUUGGGAACAAAUUGAUUCUCCUUUCUGCGAGUUUGAAGCAAUGGGCUGCCGAGGCACUUUCUCCGGCACAUACUUCCAGUUGGUGAACAGCAAAGGCGAGGCAAUUGGCGAGCCACUCAAGGAUAUGGACACCUACGUCGCAGGAGACAUGGUCACCAUGGCUGAUGGACGAAUCUGCUGGCCGUAUGUCAGCAUGACCUGGUUGUUGCAUGAGCAGUCUGUGAGACAGACUGAGAUGAUCAGGAACGCGACGAGCGUGAGCUUUGCGUGUAUGAGUCUGGUGUAA
Messenger RNA from Cercospora beticola, 1446 nucleotides. RefSeq lists its product as uncharacterized. Lineage: Eukaryota; Fungi; Ascomycota; Dothideomycetes; Mycosphaerellales; Mycosphaerellaceae. The record is from RefSeq and is a predicted model, not a curated record.